Rotaria sordida is the source of this 978-nucleotide messenger RNA. The record is from the annotation of a GenBank genome assembly. Lineage: Eukaryota; Metazoa; Rotifera; Eurotatoria; Philodinida; Philodinidae.
AUGUAUCGACCAUAUAAUUCUCGUUGGAGUUAUGGUAGAUGUGCCAGUGAUUUUACACGCCGUAGUUAUUCUAAUAGCUUUUGUCCAGUCCAUGCUUCCGAACAUCGACAGAUGCUUGAAAAAGAACUCUAUGAAAUAAUUCAGGAUCGUGAUAAUUUUGAACGACAUAUAACUCGUCAAAAUGUAGAGCAAUAUCAUCAAGAAUUAUCGAACACAGUUGACAAAUGGGAAAGGCAAUCUAUUGAUAAAAUUGGUCAAACAGCUGAUGAUAUUCGCUGGCAAUUAACAACUAUUACUCAAAAAUAUCAUCAUAAUAUAAAAGAAAACUUAACACAACUUACACAACAACUAAAUCAAGCUCGAUGUGAUGGGAAUUUUUUUGAAUAUCAGUUAAAACAAUGGAGAGCUAGAAUUCAAGAAUUGCGACGUAUGUCAGAGGAACAAGAUAAUAUUCAACUUUUUCAAAUUGAUGUUGGAUGUCCAUUUAUUCCGAAACUUUCACUUGUUGGUAAAACAACUGAUAGAAUAACACCGUUUAUUCCGAAUUACAAAUACAAAUAUGAAAAAAAUGAGAGUCAAUCUGAUAUUGGUCUAAUAUUCCGUUGGCCAAGUAGAUAUUCAUCAGGAUAUCACACACUUUGUUUUAAAAUUGAAUGUGAUACAUCAAAUAGUACAGUCUUAAUGGGAAUUAUCUCUCAAAGAACAUCUGCAUCUACUGAUCCAUAUAAGAAUCCUACUUUUUGUGGCUGGUCAACUAAUAAUCUUGUUUAUUUACAUGGUGUUCCUUAUUCUAAUUUUAAUAAUUAUCGAACAAACAUUAGGGAUGGUGAUAUAUUUCAAUUAACUAUCGAUUGUGAUCAAACAUUUAUUUGUUUAACAAAUGAACGAACAUGUCAAACAUAUGAACUAACUGUCAAUACUGCUAGAUGCCCUUUACCAUGGCAACCACAUGUUAGAAUUUUAACUGAUUCUUAUUAA